AUGGGAGUACCUUUACUAGCCACCAAAAGGAAAAAUCUAGGAUUACAGUCAGAGAAAAAAAAAACUACAACAGCAGCAGCAGCAGCAGCAGCAGCAGCAGCAGCAGCAGCAGCAGCAGCAGCAGCAGUAGUAGUUGUUGUGGGGAAUAUGAUGGGAGUGGCUAUAGAUAUAGAAAUAAUAAUUAUUAUUAUAAUAAUAAAUAUUAUAAAGAUGGGUACUAUAGAGAUGAUUACUAUUAUAAUAGGAAGAGAAGGAGCAGAGAUAGAGACAGAGAUAGAGACAGAGAUAGAGAUAGAGAUAGAGAUAGAGAUAGAAGCAGAGAUAGAAGCAGAGAUAGAGAUAGAGAAAGGGAUAGAGAUAGAAGCAGAGAUAGAAGCAGAGACAGAAGCAGAAGCAGAGAAAGGGAUAGAAGCAGAAGCAGAGACAGAAGCAGAGACAGAAGCAGAGACAGAGACAGAAGCAGAGAUAGAGAUAUAA
This is a messenger RNA of Eimeria mitis, 477 nucleotides long. RefSeq lists its product as uncharacterized. The record is from RefSeq and is a predicted model, not a curated record. The transcript has a single exon. The coding region runs from base 1 to 477 and encodes 158 amino acids. Lineage: Eukaryota; Apicomplexa; Conoidasida; Eucoccidiorida; Eimeriidae.